AAAAAGAAAAAAAGAAAAAAAAAGAGGCGGGCUAACCAAAUCAAAACUUCCCAUUUCAAAUCCGUACUGUCUCCCUCUCCUCUCUCUCUGUCAUCUCAUCAUCUGGCAUCUGCGUUCUAUUUCCCCCCGUUCCCAUUCUCUCUCCUACCUAGACAGGAAGGCCGUCCGGCGGCACGGCAGCGGGCGGCAAUGGAGUCGCUCCGCUUGAUCUGCGACGAAACGAUACCCCGUGCGCGGGAGAGAAUGGACUCUUUUGAGGAAGAGUUCGCCAGCUCCCUGGAUUCAAUCAAGGCCAAAGUCGAAUGCACCGCCCAAACUCACGGGAAAUUGUGGAAGCUGAAGUCCACCUUGAGAGAUGCCGAAGAUGAAUUUGUGAAAGUGCUCUCAGUGAAAACCCAGAAAGAGGCAAAGCAGAUGCGACUAAGAGACUCCAUAUCUGCUGUAAGGAAUCGAUUAGAAGAACUUAGAAAGACCCUGCAAAUUCAAACAUCAAGGAGGGACGAGUAUGCUGGAACUAUAUCUCAAUUAUAUCUUGUACUUGCGACAUAUGAAGAUAAAGGGAACCGGGACAGCGAAUUAAGCGGAAAAACUCAAGAGGCAUUGCUAUGGUAUGAUAGGAUUCUAGGCUUCCAAAUAGAAGGCGGUCACGGGGUCAAAUUCACGUUCAGAAACAUCAAUGUGAAAAAUCCAUCUGAGGAAUACUCCUUCACUGUUCGCCAUGAGAAUGAUACAUACUCCUUGUUGGCUUGUGAUCCACAAUUGAACGAUACCAAAGAGUUGAUCCAUGAGCUGAAUAGAACCAAUGGCCUAUUCAAGUUUGUCAGAACAAUGAGGGAAAAGUUUCAAGAAGCUGCAUCAUCUGGAUUUUUAUCGCAAUCCUCAACUCCUCAGCAACAAGAGCUGUCCACGAUUUCUGCAUCCGCUCCAGCUUUGUCAGUUUACACUGACCAAAGUGAUUCUCCGACACAGAGAGAGGAGCGUUCAGAUGAUGUCAAGAGACACCCAAAGAAAGUCAACCGUGGAAGAGUGGGCAGAAAAGAAUUGCCAUCACCCGAGUCAAUUCGCCGAUCACCUCGGUUACGGGUAUCUUCAAGAGUAAGAUGACUCCUGAAGUUUUGAUAUGAGCUCUUUGAGAAUUAUACCAACAUAAUAUGCCAACUAGCAGGAAUAGCCUAUGUUGUUAAUGAACGAAAGAAUAGAUCAUCUUCAAUUUAGUCUAUGCAUACCAGAUUGCUAUUUGGUUGGGACAGAAGUUGGAAAAGGAUGGCCUUCGUUAAUUUCAUUGUCAAUAAGCAUGAAGCCAUGAACCUCGUACGAAUGCGACUCAUUCACCUCAUAGCGAGUCUCAACACUUUGGGGCAGGAAAUGAUCAUGUCGAUACAGUUAAUCUGGCCUCGGAUCCUGACGAACUGCCUUUGGGUCAUUCAGCUAGCUCCUAUCUCCGACUCUGUUGAUAGCAAACAUCAGUCCUGGUGUAGUACUAGUUCAGUUAUACUUAUACAUACCUUGGUAUCAAAUUCAUGCAUAAAUGGAAGGUAUUCGGCAGCUUUGCAAACAUCUAGUCUGCAAAAUUUGUGUGUAUUCGGUUCUUCACGUUUAUAUGUUGUAAGAGCAUUCAAAUGUUGGGUUUCGAGGUCAUAGACGCAAUUGAAAUAUAAUUGAAACCCUCCAUGAC
Molecule: messenger RNA, 1675 nt
Organism: Linum tenue
Lineage: Eukaryota; Viridiplantae; Streptophyta; Magnoliopsida; Malpighiales; Linaceae
Source: the annotation of a GenBank genome assembly